Messenger RNA from Aplosporella prunicola CBS 121167, 3178 nucleotides. RefSeq lists its product as uncharacterized. Gene Ontology annotation, cellular component: plasma membrane; cell division site; endocytic vesicle. Lineage: Eukaryota; Fungi; Ascomycota; Dothideomycetes; Botryosphaeriales; Aplosporellaceae. The transcript has 8 exons. Gene Ontology annotation, biological process: septin cytoskeleton organization. The coding region runs from base 182 to 2818 and encodes 878 amino acids. The record is from RefSeq and is a predicted model, not a curated record.
CCAGGAAUGGCUUGGUGGUCUGUGAACGACCAACGUCAGCCCAAGUCGACUACGCCCUCACCACACCAUUGCUACCCUACUCCUCCGCACGCCGCCCCUCUGCGCAAGGCCGCGCUUGCUCUAUGUGAUCGUCCUACAGCUCAAUCUGGCGCCGCCCCUCCCGUAACACCUGUCAGUCACCAUGGACUUCUCUCGGAAAGACUACCCGGCCAUGCUGGACUCCCUCCAGCCCAGCCAAGCGUCUGCCGUGCUCAUUGACCGGCUCAAGCACAUCAACAAGGUCAACUUAGACAUCGCCGACUUUCUGCAGGAGCGACGCCGCUUGGAAGAUGCCUACGUCCAGGGCUUGCGCAAGCUGUCCCGCAGGCAGCCGCCGGAUGAGGGAGCUGAUCUUGGUGUGUUCGCGAUGCCCUGGUCCAAGAUUAUCAGCGCAACAGAGACCCUUGCCGAUUCGCACCACUCGCUCGCGCAAAAGCUCGAAACCGAUGUCGAGAAGCCGCUGCGCGACUUUGAGAAAACAAACCGUGAGAUGCAAGCCAUGUCGACCAUCACCGGCAACAUGAACGCUAUGGCCAAGGAAAUUGAGAACGCGCAGAAGAAAGCGGACAAACUGCAGGGCAAGGGCGCAAAAGCAUCAGCCGGCAAGGUUGCAUCUGCGAGCUCGGAGGUGGAGAAUGCAACCCAGCAAUGGAAUUCGCAGGCCCCAUUCAUCUUGGAACAGAUGCAGUCCGUGGAUGAAACCAGAGUGAACCACCUGCGCGAUGCUCUCACUCAAUUCCAGACCCUGGAAUUGGAUCAGAUCGACAGACAGCGGGCUCCGGUGGAGCAGGCGCUCGGUCUCCUUCUAGAAGUGCAGACGGCAGAUGAGAUCAAGACGUUCGCCUUGAAAGCCACAAAUGGAAAGGCUAAGAUUGAGAGGCAAAGGAGCAGGGGCCAGGCAACGGUCGCCGGUACCAAUCUUUCGCCUAUACCUCCGACCACCCCUGAUGAUGGAUCUAGCCAGCGGUCUGGCUCUGUGCAUGAGCAAAAGCAUGGCGGCCUCCAUGGCCUCAAACGACUCGGCACCGUCCUCGGUCGCCGUAAGAGCACCCUGCCGUAUGCGCGCGCCUCGUCUCCAGAACGGAAGUCUUCUGCCAAUUUAGGCUCUGCCUUUAGCUCCUUUGGAAGUCGCGGUACCAAAUCAAGAGACGUCAAUGAGCAUCGCCCCUCUUCGCCCUCGAGGCUCGCUGAGAGCCAAAUCCCGAGCUCGCCGGAGCCUAGCGAACCAUUGGCUUCUCCUGAGAGGUCACGACAGUCGGCCGACAGAACCAAUGGCGUGUCGACUAUAAUGGAGGACGACAGGACAUCAGAGGGUGACUUGAUCAAUAGUGGGCAGCCGUCUGGCCUUCCCUCGCUUCAGGAGCCUCUGAAACCAAUCUCGCCGGCAAGCCCAGCGAGUGUCUCUCCGGAGCCUCAGAAAGACGAUGAAGGUUUUUCGGUUCCAUCGUCAUCGGUUACGGCAGACCUUUUUGCCCAGGCUGAACAGGACGCUGCCGCCGAGAGCAUACCGCCUCAGUUCAAGGUCGACAUUAGGAAUGCCCCAAUUCAAGAGGAGGAUAGUAAUGAUGCGGAAACGGCAAUGGCUAAUGUCGCAAACACGCUGCGGAUGCAAGCUGCUCCGUCGCGGAAGAACGGCACCACCAGAGGAAGACGGGAUGUGCGCAACACCAUGUUUGUGCCAAGUCCGUCAGAAGCUCCAGAGCUUCCCUCCUUUGUUAGUCCUGCCGCUGCUCAAUCACCUUUACCUCUAGCAGCGCCGGCACCGAUACCUAUCCCUGCUUCUCCACCGUCGAUGAGGCCCCAGUCCCCACUGAGGCCUGCAAGUCAUCGCCUGAACUUGGGCAUGGGAGAGGACCACCCCGCAUCUGAUACUCAAUCAAUUCGCUCGGGUCGUUCGCUCAGCAGCUCAACUAGUCAUACCGUCAGGCACCCCGAACUUCAUGAGCCGGGCCUCAAUUCUUCAAUUGUCGAGACCGUCAGCACGUGGUUUGAGCAUGGCAAUGUGGUUAGAGCAGUAAUCAUCGGAGAGUUGGCACUGGCAUACAACCCGAUCGACAUCUCCGCUCCAUUUGGCCACGAAACGAUUCGCCUCGAAAACUUCCCCGUAUUGGAGAAAGUUGCGCCAAACCCGACCUUUAUCGAGCAAAUUCCCGACAAGGCCGGUGAAUACACUAUUGAUCUUGCGAGAAUCACCAGGACGCAGGUGGGUUUCAAAUACCAGGUGCACCUCGAUGAGACCAACGUCGCGACCUACGCGCCGAUAGCGUUGACUCCGGCCUGGAAGGUUGAGCCGACUCAAUCUUCCGUCAUCCUCAACUACUCGUUGAACCCUGCGUUCCGCCUCGGCGCUGGUCGCACCAGCGUGACGCUUAGCAACGUGGUUAUUGUCAUCCACCUGGACCCGACGGGUGCCAAAUCCUCGCACUGCCAGUCCAAACCCGUUGGCACUUUCUCCAAGGACAAGUCUCUUAUCUACUGGCGCCUUGGGGACGUAACUUUGAGCACCGAUCAACCUGCGCAGCAGUUGCGUGCUCGCUUCUACACCGACGGGGAGGCCAAGCCCGGUAACAUUGAGGGGCGCUGGGAGAUUGUUGGUGAACACGCUGCGCCGCAAGGCAGCGGCCUGCACGUCUCCCAGCUCAUCCAGGGCGAGACAGAGUCGGACGUUGACCCGUUUGCGGAUACGGACGAGACUCAGCCCCCGAGCGAGCCGUCCAUCAUGACAAAGGAAGUCGCUACGGUAAAGAAAAUUUCCAGCGGCACAUACUCUGCCGUCUAGGUUAUAGGAUAAUUUUAAGCGGAUGACUGGCACACUGGUUGGGUAAGUAAGUGGCUUAAAUGGGUGGUGUUUAACAUAAGCGUGCUUUUACAGCUAGAUAUCAUUCAUCGCAGCGCCAGUUUGAUAUGGCCACGGCCGGGCGCCUCUUUUCUUUGUACAUAGAUCCAUCGUGUUUCGGAAUGGAUAAACACAAUCGCUUGUAUACUUUUCAUUAGAUCAUAUUCUCACUACACAUUAAUCGUUCCUUUCCUUGCUUUGCGUACCGUUCUGCGAGCCGUUUGCGUUGCCGUUCCCGUUUUCCUCGUCCUUCUGUUUCGGCUUCUCCAUCCUGUAGGUGCCGUUAUAGCUAAUCCUCCUGCC